Penicillium canescens is the source of this 417-nucleotide messenger RNA. RefSeq lists its product as uncharacterized. The transcript has 3 exons. NCBI's taxonomy places the organism in Eukaryota, Fungi, Ascomycota, Eurotiomycetes, Eurotiales, Aspergillaceae. The record is from RefSeq and is a predicted model, not a curated record. The coding region runs from base 1 to 417 and encodes 138 amino acids.
AUGAAGCGUUUGUUUCUUUUUGGAGAAGUUGAUGUUGAAUGUGCCUAUGCAAGCGGAUCUCUCGGCGGCACCCUUGAGAUCAUUGAUAUUGAUGGUCAAUGCGCGAUAUGGUCCUAUGACAACCAUGGCUGCACGGGAUCUUCAGCAUUCUUUGGCCAGCUUGAGGGAGAAAAAUGCUCAACGGUGAACGAAGUCGGAGACCAUACCCAUCGCUACCCUGUGCACGGGGUGGAGGCUUGUGGCACGGAAGACAAUUCGUCAGCUGCAUGGAUUCAGGUGAAGGAUACGGGGGUAGUCACCUUCUCCAAUCACCAGGGAGAAAUGUCGUCAUGCGUCCUCCGCUUUGACGACACCGAGGUCUUCGUCAUCAAUGUCGGAGUCAUCCUUGACUACCUCCCAGACCGCACCUUCUUCUGA